ACAGGCAGGGUUUGGCUAGGGGUAUAAAUAGGCCAUGCCUCAGCCCUCCUCACUGUGUCCCUCUCUCUCUCCCUUCUCUGCAUUUCCUCUCUGGUUGGUUUGGUACCCCUCACGACAGCAUCAUGACAAGUCCUCUGGAAAAAGCUCUGGAUGUGAUGGUGUCUACAUUCCACAAGUACUCUGGGAAGGAGGGAGACAAGUUCAAGCUCAACAAAACCGAGUUGAAAGAGCUGGUGAGCCGGGAACUCCCGAGCUUCCUGGGGAAAAAGACAGAUGAGGCUGCCUUUCAGAAGCUAAUGAGCAACCUGGACAACAACAGGGACAAUGAGGUGGACUUCCAGGAGUACUCGGUCUUCCUGUCCUGCAUUGCCAUGAUGUGCAAUGAAUUCUUCGAAGGCUACGCUGACAAGCUGCCCCGGAAGAAAUAAAGGGGAGCAGUGGUGAUGGUGGGGGAUGGGAGAGGGAAAAGAGGGAAGCUCCUGUGGGAGGGGGGAGGGGGAAUCUGGGGAGGAGCUACAGGGUCAUAAUAUCCUCAUGGAGCCUGAGGUGGGCACAUUACCAUCCUGGGU
Dromiciops gliroides (monito del monte) is the source of this 569-nucleotide messenger RNA. RefSeq names its product S100 calcium binding protein A4 (gene S100A4). NCBI's taxonomy places the organism in Eukaryota, Metazoa, Chordata, Mammalia, Microbiotheria, Microbiotheriidae. The transcript is spliced from 3 exons. Gene Ontology annotation, cellular component: nucleus; perinuclear region of cytoplasm; cytoplasm. Gene Ontology annotation, molecular function: RAGE receptor binding; transition metal ion binding; calcium ion binding. The coding region runs from base 123 to 428 and encodes 101 amino acids. The record is from RefSeq and is a predicted model, not a curated record. Gene Ontology annotation, biological process: positive regulation of canonical NF-kappaB signal transduction.